This is a messenger RNA of Ctenocephalides felis (cat flea), 1485 nucleotides long. RefSeq names its product methylthioribose-1-phosphate isomerase-like. Lineage: Eukaryota; Metazoa; Arthropoda; Insecta; Siphonaptera; Pulicidae. Gene Ontology annotation, molecular function: S-methyl-5-thioribose-1-phosphate isomerase activity. The record is from RefSeq and is a predicted model, not a curated record.
UGCAGAUAAUACAUGUUUAUUACAUCAAGUGCCAAUCAAUAAUCAUAAUUCACCUUAUAUAUAAUAAAUAUUAAUAUAAAUCAGUUUAUUAUGCAUGAAAGACUCGAAAUCCGUUCCGCCAAAAUUCCAUCACCUCCUGAAAUGAGACGCAAGAAUCAACAGUUUUAUAUUUGACCUAGAGUUCGUUCGUUUGCCCUUUGAGCUUUUUAGAAAUUAGAUAGAUAAUUUUCAAUUCAAGACUUUUAUUUGAUCAUAAUGACUCUGCUGGCUAUAAAAUAUGAACAUGGGAAGUUGGAGAUUCUGGAUCAACUUUUGCUCCCGAUUCAGUCUAAAUAUAUUUCUGUUAAGGGAGUCGAGGAUGGGUGGAGGGUUAUUAAUAAAAUGCAGGUUCGAGGAGCUCCAGCCAUAGCUAUAGUUGGAUGCCUUUCUCUUGCCAUUGAAAUUCUUGGACAGGUCUUUGAUAGCAAAAAGUUUUUGCGUCAAGAGAUUGAAGGUAAAUUAAAUUAUUUGGUAUCAUCACGACCGACAGCAGUAAAUAUGAAAAUUGCAGCUGAUGAAUUAAUUGAACUGGCAAACACUUUGGAUAAAAAUGAGGAUAUAUCUGUUGAUGAGAUGAAGGAAAAAUUUGUCCAAGCCAUAGAAGCAAUGCUGCAAAAAGACAUAGCUGAUAAUAGAGCUAUAGGCGAAUACGGAGCUACAGCUAUUUUAAACGAAUCAGCAAAAGAUUCAGUGUCUGUAUUGACACAUUGUAAUACUGGUUCUUUAGCAACUGCCGGUUAUGGAACUGCCCUAGGUGUCGUACGAUCCAUACAAGAACGAAAUAAAUUAGAUCAUGUUUUUUGCACUGAAACUCGUCCGUACAAUCAAGGAGCCCGAUUGACAGCUUUUGAAUUAGUCCAUGACAAAUUGCCUGCUACUUUAGUUUGUGAUAGUAUGGUUGCUGCGUUGAUGAGGACGAAAAGCCUGGAUGCUGUUGUUGUUGGAGCAGAUAGGGUUGCUGCCAAUGGAGACACAGCCAACAAAAUAGGCACAUACCAAAUAGCAGUUUUAGCAAAACAUCAUAAAGUACCAUUCUAUGUAGCAGCUCCAUUUACAUCCAUAGACUUUACGAUUCCCUCCGGUGAUAGGAUAAUAAUUGAGGAAAGACCAGAGCGCGAAAUGACCCACAUCGGGGAGUACAGGAUCGCCGCCAAAGGUAUCACCUGCUGGAAUCCUGCUUUUGAUGUCACACCAGCAAACCUUAUUAAAGGCAUCAUCACCGAAAAGGGAGUCUUUCAUCCUUCCAAACUCUCUGAUGAACUGGAUAAAUGACUUGGUAAAUGGACGGUUGAUGGAGUUACGAGAUAAAAGGCAAGGAAAAGACGCUUUUAUAUGAAAUAUAUGUUUAUAUACUAUGUUAAAUACCUAGUACUAGGGAAUGCAAUACCGAUGGAAAAUUUCAAUACCGGUAUUUUGGUAAUUUUUCAUUUUAAAACCGGAAUACCG